This is a messenger RNA of Vigna unguiculata (cowpea), 1696 nucleotides long. Its product is annotated as UDP-glycosyltransferase 76B1-like. Gene Ontology annotation, molecular function: quercetin 7-O-glucosyltransferase activity; quercetin 3-O-glucosyltransferase activity. NCBI's taxonomy places the organism in Eukaryota, Viridiplantae, Streptophyta, Magnoliopsida, Fabales, Fabaceae. The record is from RefSeq and is a predicted model, not a curated record.
CGUGGAAGAUCCAUAAAUUGGACAAGGUGAGUGCAUGCCCUGCAUUCCUGACCCGAUGACCUAUUUUAUUUUGAAGAAGAGUCAACGAUGAUGAUGAGAACAAAUCCAACUCCAACUCUCUCACUCUGAGAUCAGAUCAAUCCUCCUAUAUCUCACACUCCCAUAUCACUCCAUCUGUCAUCAAUGGAGGAACAGAAGAAGAAACACAGAUUGUUGCUGAUGCCAUCACCCUUACAAGGCCACAUAACACCCUUACUCCACCUCGCUCAAAUCCUCUUCUCAAACGGCUUCUCCAUAACCAUUCUUCACACCCUUUUCAACUCUCCCGACCCCACUUCCUACCCUCACUUCUCCUUCCACGCCAUCCCCGAUCGCUUAUCGGAAUCAGAAGCCGCCACGCUCGACGCCGUGCACCUCACCGAUCUCAUCAACAUAAGAUGCGCACAACCUCUCAAGGAAUACUUGGCUUCGCUGCUCUCAAACUCUCCCCAACCUCUUCCCUGCUUCAUUUCCGAUGCUGCCCUUCAUUUCACUCGACCUGUCUGCGAUGAGUUCAAGCUCCCACGCCUUGUGCUCAGAACUGGUGGGGCUUCUUCCUUCCAUAUUUUUGCCUCGUUCCCCCUCCUUAGAGAAAAGGGCUACCUCCCCGUACAAGAAUCCAGAUUGGAAGAGCCUGUGGUUGAUUUCCCACCACUGAAGGUGAAAGAUCUUCCCAAGUUUCAGUCGCAGGAUCCUGAGGCAUUCUACAAACUAGUUUGUCGUUUUGUUGAGGAAUGCAAAGCAUCUUCGGGAGUUAUUUGGAACACAUUUGAAGAAUUGGAAUCCUCUGCAUUGACAAAACUGCGCCAGGAUUUUCCCAUACCAAUAUACCCUAUAGGCCCUUUUCACAAACGCUUACUUACUGGCUCAGCCUCUUCUGCUAGCUUGUUGACCCCAGACAAAAGCUGCAUGUCUUGGUUAGACAAACAAGAACAUAAGAGUGUUGUUUAUGUGAGUUUUGGGAGUAUUGCAUCAAUAAGCGAGGGUGAGUUCUUGGAGAUAGCUUGGGGGUUAGCCAACAGCCAGCAACCGUUCUUGUGGGUGAUUCGACCUGGGUUAAUCCGUGACUCAGAAUGGCUUGAAGCAUUGCCAAGUGGGUUCCUAGAGAAUUUGGGAGGAAGAGGGUACAUUGUGAAAUGGGCUCCUCAAGAACAAGUUCUGAGCCAUCCUGCAGUGGGAGCAUUUUGGACUCAUAAUGGUUGGAACUCAACCUUGGAGAGCAUAUGUGAAGGGGUUCCCAUGAUUUGUAUGCCAUGUUUUGCAGAUCAAAAGGUGAAUGCCAAAUUUGCAAGCAGUGUUUGGAAGGUUGGAGUGCAAAUAGAGAAUAAGCUAGAGAGAGGAGAGGUAGAAAAGACUAUCAAAAAAAUAAUGGUUGGGGAUGGAGCGAAGGAGAUUAAAGAGAAUGCUUUGAAUUUGAAGGAAAAGGCAAGUGCUUGCUUGAGAGAAGGUGGUUCAUCUCACUGUUUCCUUGAUAGCUUGGUUAGUCACAUAUUAUCAGUGGCAUCUUCUGCAUCUAGACCUCACUGAUUUCUUUACUAAUAACAAUUAAAUCACAUUCUUUGCAGAAUGUAACCAUAUAUGUAGCAGAUAGAUAGAAGGAAGAACUAAUAGUCAAAUUUCAAUUCAGUUAAUUAAUCGCAGCAUACUUUAGGAACGA